AUGAGUGACUACUACGAGCGUUACAGAAAGGACAGGAACAGCAGCAUCUCCAGUAGCAGCAAGCGGAAGAGAAGCGACAGUCGGUAUGAUAACUAUGGAAGGAAGAAGGAGUACCACGAGGAGGGGAUCUACAAAAGGGCCAGGCCUCUGGAGGACGACGAGGAGGAGGAGGAAGCGAGCUUUGGCAGGGAUAUGCAAUGCUAUAGGGAGCGCCGGAGGGAGCAGUGGGGCGACCGGAUAAGGCGCGACCGAGAGCGCGACCGAGAACGCGACCGAGAGCGCGAAAAAUAUUAUCAACGAGGUUACGAACGAGGUUACGAACGAGAGCGCGAGCGGGAGAGGGAGAGGGAGCGCGACCGCCGCAGAGACAGGUCCCCCGAGGAGCGCCCAAAAAAAACCAAAAGGAAAGAAUACCUCUCCCACAGCAGCGACGGAGAGGAAGAAGAAGAGGAAGAACACACGGAUGGCAGGAAUGGCAGGGGUAGACACCGAGUGAGCGGCGGGAGGCACCCAGAAGACGCUGCUGCAAGGAGGGUGCAGCGCGAGAGGGAUAGAUACGAAGCGAAGGAGAGUCGAGGGGAAAGGAGGAGGACAAGGAAACGCAGCAGCAGUGAUGAUAGAAGCGACGAGGGAAGGGGGGACGAGACGGCAACCAAGCGAGAUCGCGAAGACGAAAAUAAGCUCUCCAGGUUGGAGAGACUUAAGCAGUUCGCGGAGAGAAUCAAGAAAACGGGUAGCGACGAGGUCAGCCCUAAGGCUGGAGCGAAAGCUACCAAGUUUACGCUUAACACGACGAUCAGCAGCGCCGGCAGGAAGUUCCAUCUAGACGUGUUUGAGGGAGGUAGGCAAGACGAGGACGAUGUGGAGGAGCAGCAGCAGCAGGAGAGGAAGAAGAAGGAAAAGUGGAAGUGGCAGAUGAAGAAGGAGGAGGAGUUGAAGUCGGGGGAGUUGAAGUCGGGGGAGUUGAGGGCGGGAAAGACGAAGAAGGAUAGCGCCACACGUGGAGGCCCGGGGAGAGGGGGUCUGCUUUCCAACUCGCCCAACAGGAGAGACGGCGGAGAAGAGCCCGCGGAGGAAUCGCCUGCGGGGGACGAUAAUGAGGACCCCCUCGAAGUGUUCAUGCGAAACUUGGAGCGCAACUGCGCGGGGGCAGAGGGCGAGGCGGUGGGCCCCAGCAAGGCCAUAACGCUGGAGGAGAUAUACAGCUAUGACGAGAACCGGCACCGGUUCGAGGGGGCAAAGCCGCCCGGGGGAGAGCCCCCCGGAGCGGCCGUCCACUCGGGGGAAGUCGCUGAAGAGAUGCACAAAACCGCGAAGCAGCCGUCCCAAUCCGCGAAGCAGCCGUCCCAAUCCGCGAAGCAGCCGUCCCAAUCCGCGAAGCAGCCGUCCCAAUCCGCGAAGCAGCCGUCCCAAACUGCUAACCAGCCGACCCAAUCCGCGAAGCAGCCGUCCCAAACUGCUAACCAGCCGACCCAAAGCGCCGAUCUGCAAGACGACCAGAGCGGCGAGGAAUACCACCGAUUGUUCAUACAAGCGCUGAGGAAGAAAGCCGAGGAGGCAGGCGAGGGCAGAGGGGCGUCGCCCCCCCGUCGCACGGGGAGUAACGCAGGGAGUAACGCAGGAAGUAAUGCAGUACGAAGCGAUGGGAGCAGCGAGCCAAUCGAUAACCUGAGUGAAGACAGCGAAUACAACAUCGAAACGAAUGCGCUGAAGAAAACGAACAAAAAGAUGCUCCAAGUAAACCGGGACCAAGUGGAGUACCUACCGAUAAAAAAAAACAUUUACGUGCAAGUAAGCGAAAUAACAAAUAUGAAAGAAAGCGACGUGGACCUCUUUAGGAAGAAUAAUGGAAAUAUAAUCGUGAGGGGAAAGAACUGCCCUCGACCAGUACAGUACUUUUAUCAAUGUGGACUGCCAUCUAAAAUCCUACCUAUUUUGGAGAGAAAAAAUUUUAAAAAAAUGUUUGGCAUACAGAUGCAGACGAUCCCAGCGUUGAUGUGUGGGAGGGACGUGAUCGCCAUUGCUGAGACGGGGAGUGGAAAAACUUUAUCGUAUUUAUUUCCAGUCAUUAGACACGUCCUUCACCAACCACCCCUUCGAAAUAAUGAUGGCCCAAUCGCUAUCAUACUUACUCCUACCAGGGAGCUCAGCAAGCAGGUUAAAAGUGAAGCUAGACCCUACUGUCAAGCGGUGAACCUCCGAAUAUUGGCAGUCUAUGGGGGGUCAAAUAUUGGUACACAACUAAAUACACUGAAAAGAGGAGUGGAAAUUCUGGUGGGUACUCCAGGUCGUAUAAUUGAUAUACUAACAAUAAGUAACUGUAAGGUGACCAAUCUGAAUAGAGUCUCCUUCGUCGUUUUGGAUGAAGCCGAUCGGUUGUUAGACCUCGGAUUCGAGUCUCAAAUACAUAACAUACUUAACAACUGCAGAAAGGACAAACAAACAGCCAUGAUUUCAGCAACCUUCCCUACGUAUAUUCAAAAUCUAGCCAAGAGAUUGCUUUACAAGCCAAUCGAAAUUAUUGUAGGAGAAAAAGGAAAAACGAACAAUAACAUAUAUCAAUUUGUUGAGGUUGUACAAGUCAAACAGAAGGUCUACAAACUUCUGAAGAUUCUUGGAGACUGGUCAACCUAUGGCUUAAUUCUCAUUUUUGUAAACAAGCAGUUAGAAGCAGAUCUACUAUAUUUAGAACUCUUUAAGUAUGAUUACAAAACGUUAGUUCUGCAUGGAGGACAGGAUCAAGCUGAUAGGGAAUUCACUCUACAAACAUUCAAAGAAGGGAAGAAUAAGGUACUCAUUGCUACGUCGGUUAUGGCAAGAGGUAUCGAUAUAAAGGAUAUCAUAGUGGUAAUUAAUUAUGAGUGUCCUGAUCAUAUAGAGGAUUACAUUCAUCGUGUUGGAAGAACAGGUAGGUCGAACAAAAUUGGAUAUGCUUAUACGUUUAUUACUCCUGAGGAACAUGCUAAGGCGUAUGAUAUAUACAGCCUCAUCAAAAACAACAUAUAUUACAUGAAUAAAACGAUUGAUAUUCCGAGAGAGUUGGAAGAACUUGUUCGGGAGUAUACUCAAAGUAGCAACUUUGCUGAGGUUAGAAAGAAAGGGUACAAGGGUAAGGGGUUUAAGUUUACUCCGAAUGAGAAGUCCCGACUUCAGAUGGAUAAGGCCAAUGCAAAGAAGGAACUCGGGUUGGUGCGCGAUAAGGAGGGAGAGACGGACAACCCUCCGGGGGGAGACGCCUCCGAUGGGGAAGUGGGCGAGGGGGCGGCAGGCAGAGCGGCAGGCAGAGCGGCAGGCAGAGCGGCAGAAGGUUCGGUGCUGGGGGGAAGUGCUCCUCCACUUGGAAUUCCCCAGCCGCAGCAGAGGCAGCCGCAGCAGAGGCAGCCGCAGCAGAGGCAGGCGCAGCAGAGGCAGGCGCAGCAGAGGCAAUCGCAGCAGGGGCAGCCACAACAGAGGCAGCCACAACAGAGGCAGCCACAACAAUGGCAACCACAACCACCGCCCCCGCCCGGGGAACCCAACCCACAAAGCGAAAUAAAACGCAUCGAACUGGAAAUACAGAGAAUAAAAAUGAACGACACUAUGGACCUGUCGCUAAAGGCGAAGCAGAUAAACGAGCUGAUGAAGACGUACAACAUCAUGGCGCAGCAACAGAACGCCAUGAAAAAAAAUGCAGAAGCUGCACAGGAAGCUGACAUAGAGAAAAUGGCCGAACAGGAGGCCACCAAGGCAACCGAACAUAUAAAGGAUGAAACGGAAAGGAAGCAACUCUUUAACAAAGUUAAGCAAGACGUGAAGAAAAAACUAAUCGAUAGCAAACUGCAGAGCAACUCCAGGACGGAAAAUAUUCAUAGGAAUAUGCUCCUAAACUCGAUGAGGAUACGAAACAUGAAGAAAUACUCUCCCUUCAUUCCUCACACCUAUGUUAUGGAAGACAACUCCAUCAUGCAGGAGUUUUACAUUAAUGACUAUCCGCAGCAUGUGCGACUGAAGAUAUGCAACAGGGAGGUACUCUCUCGCAUUUCCGAUAUGUCUGGUUCAAGGUGCCAGAUAAAGGGUCAGUACUCCAACCCCAAUCAGCCAAACAAGACCACCUUCCUGCUCGACGCCAAGCCGCUACACAUUGAAAUCACCGCGUCCAACUACAACCAGGUGCAGAUUGCGCACAACGAGUUCACGUCGCUGAUCAAUCAGUUACUGCAGAAUAGCAAUAUGAAGGGGCACCGCAAGGGGUGA
Plasmodium cynomolgi strain B is the source of this 4233-nucleotide messenger RNA. RefSeq names its product ATP-dependent RNA helicase. Gene Ontology annotation, biological process: maturation of LSU-rRNA from tricistronic rRNA transcript (SSU-rRNA, 5.8S rRNA, LSU-rRNA). Gene Ontology annotation, molecular function: nucleic acid binding; ATP binding. Gene Ontology annotation, cellular component: nucleolus. The record is from RefSeq and is a predicted model, not a curated record. The coding region runs from base 1 to 4233 and encodes 1410 amino acids. Lineage: Eukaryota; Apicomplexa; Aconoidasida; Haemosporida; Plasmodiidae. The transcript has 2 exons.